UGCCGUCCUCUGCCGCUGGGUCGCUGAUGAUGCCGAGCGGAGCGGGGCGCUCGUACAUUUCUACGUGCGGCUACAACCGCAGUUGCCAAGAUUGAAGGCGAAUGAAACCGGAGAGGAGCUUGAAAUACGAUGAUGGAUGGUCAGAGUUGUUCUUCAUCGCCCCGACAGCUGUAACGUCGGCGGAAACACGCGUGGAUUUAUCAAAGGGGCGACGUUCAGAGCUUCACUUUGUUUGAUGUUCAGUAAGCUGCAGAAUGAUUGAGGAAGGCAGCAAACGAGGCAAGGCCAUGGUGGAGAAGAGACAGCUCUUCAUGGAAAUGAGAGCUCAAAACUUUGAUGUUAUCAGACUGUCAACUUAUAGGACUGCCUGCAAACUCCGGUUUGUGCAAAAGAGAUGCAACCUUCAUCUGGUUGAUGUCUGGAACAUGAUCGAAGCCUUUCGUGACAACGGGCUCAACACUUUAGAUCACAAUGCUGAGAUCAAUGUGUCACGGCUGGAGACUAUUCUGUCUUCCAUCUACUACCAGCUCAACAAGCGCCUGCCCACCACCCACCAGAUUAAUGUGGAGCAGUCCAUUGGGCUACUACUCAACUUCAUGGUGGCCACCUAUGACAGUGAAAGUCAUGGGAAGCUGACAGUUUUCUCCAUGAAAGCCAUGCUGGCAACAAUGUGUGGAGGGAAAAUUGUGGACAAACUGCGCUAUAUUUUCUCACAGAUCUCUGACUCAAGCGGUGUCAUGGUGUUUGCUAAGUUUGAUCAGUUCCUUCGGGAGGUGUUAAAACUCCCCACAGCCGUAUUCGAGGGCCCCUCAUUUGGCUACACGGAGCAUUCGGUGCGGAUGUGCUUCCCUCAGCAGAAGAAGAUUAUGCUGAACACGUUUUUGGAUGUGUUGAUGGCAGAUCCUCCCCCCCAAUGUCUCGUUUGGCUUCCACUCAUGCACCGACUCGCUAAUGUCGAAAACGUCUUCCAUCCGGUAGAAUGUUCUUAUUGCCGGAGUGAGAGCAUGAUGGGUUUCCGGUAUCGGUGCCAACAGUGCCAUGGCUACCAGCUAUGCCAGAGCUGCUUCUGGCGUGGCCAUGCCAAUGGUCCCCAUAGCAACCAGCACCAGAUGAAGGAGCACUCGUCUUGGAAGUCUCCGGCCAAAAAGCUGAGCCAUGCAAUCAGUAAAUCUCUGGGCUGCGUCCCCAUUGGAGAGCCGCCACAUCCUGUGUUCCCUGAGCAGGCAGAGAGACCUCAGGAGCUCACCCAUACUGUUCAGCCGAAACCAGUGGCCAACAACAUGAACGACACAAUGCUCAUGUCCUCUGGGGCACCUACUCCUACUAAAAGUGUCUUGGAGAGUCCCAGUCGGCUAGAUGAAGAGCAUCGCCUCAUCGCCCGAUACGCUGCCCGCCUGGCAGCCGAGGCGGGCAACUCCACACAACAAUGUCCUCCGACAGAUCUGAGUUUCAACUUUGACGCUAAUAAGCAACAAAGACAGCUGAUUGCGGAGCUGGAAAACAAAAACAGGGAGAUCCUGCAGGAGAUCCAGAGACUGCGUUUGGAGCAUGAACAGGCCUCUCAGCCGACACCAGAAAAAGCCCAGCAGAAUCCCACACUUCUGACUGAACUGCGGCUCCUCAGACACAGGAAAGAUGAGUUGGAAAGACGCAUGUCAGCCUUGCAAGAGAGCAGACGGGAGCUGAUGGUGCAGUUGGAGGGACUCAUGAGGCUGCUAAAGGAUGAGGAGCAGAAGCAGGCUUCCCAGUCUGGAGGCUCCCCUCAUUCUUCUCCCAGUCACGGUGCAGGCUGCUCCAUGCCAAUGCCAAUACGCUCCACCUCGGCUGGGUCUACCCCAACCCACACACCUCAGGACUGCCUGGCAGGGGUGGGAGGGGACGUGUUGGAGGCCUUCUCUCAGGGUGUACCUAGAAAUCUUCGGAAUGACCUUUUAGUUGCUGCUGACUCAAUCACAAACACCAUGUCAUCACUGGUGAAAGAGCUCCACUCAGUCGAUGACGUGGGAGAGGAAGAUGAGACCACCAUGAGAAACGGUGGAGACAGAGGUGGGUUCAGGCACAGUGAGAGUACAAAAGCACUGAGGGAAAGACAACACCAUCCCAUCCUCCAAGGACAUACAGUCAUCAACUGGGAAGAAUCAGCAACAACCAGCACCCCCUGGCAUUAGCACGUAGAGUAAUGCAUGCAUAUAAUCUAACAGGAUUUCACUAUGUGGGGAAAAAAAACAAAAAAAAAAAACUUCUUCACACCUUGCAAGUAGCAAGAUGUGUCCAAUUAGCAAGUGUGUAUGUUGUCCUGUAAACAAAAACUGCUGUAAUUACCCAAUGAUUUCCCUCGUGACUGCUGGGGAAUGGCUUGCUGUGCUUUCUCUCCCAACUGCUCCAUUCCAGCAGAUUGUUCUGUAUAUAAAAUACUGUAAACACAUGACCUCGGGAAUGCCUCCACAUGAAGGAGACCUCCAGUCAACACAUGUUCACAGUCAUUGCUUUUUUUUGGGUGGUUCGCCUUUCUUUUCUCUGUUUGAUCCUUUUUGCAUGAAGUUGCACUCAUGUCUGGAUUGAGGCACCGUUCAAUGUUGUGCCAGCUCUUUGUUGGUUUACGAAGAUAGCUGAGAGUGUCAGAGAUGUCCUGCCUCCAAGUUCAUGUGAAGUGUGUUUAUGUGCACAUUGGGAUUAUGGAGCUGAGGUUUGUAAACCUGUACUUGAGUAGGGUUUUAUUAUUAUUAUUAUUAUUAUUAUUAUUAUUAUUAUUAAGUAGCUACAUUUAUAAUUUUUCAAGAUCAUGUUAUGACAUAAUUGGCCUGACUAUAUGAAGCAGCUGAUCUGGCUUUGUCUGCUUUAAAAGGGACUUUACAAAAUGUUGUUGACGCUGUCAGAAUGCCAGACAAUCAGCUGAGACUCAGAAAGAAAUAGUGCAAUACAAAAUUAUUUGUUAUGAAAACUUGAACUGGAGUUCACAGCCUGGAAAACAGGAAAAAAAAGGGAAUCAGAAAUGGAAAAUCAGCAUUUAAAGAAAUUAUUUGCAUGACUGAUUCUAAGUGCUGUGACAGUAGCCAGAAAACCUAACCCUGAUACAAAAUCAGACAUUGUUACAGCCAGUCUGGCUGUGUUUUUGCUGCUUACAAUGUUUAUGUCAAGCUAACUCACAUUCACCUCACAGACCUGAGGCUGGUAUUAUGGAAGUCUUGACCAGAAAGCAAAAUUUAGGAAUUUUUUUCUUAUGUUCAGCUAUAUGUUGUACUAGUAAAAUAAAUAAUAAGAAGAAAAUAACUUACAAGCUGGCACCCAGAACACAGUGUGCAUGUAAACAUGCUGACUGAGUUAUGUACUUAUUCUGCUGCUAAUGUGCUCUCAGUGAGCAACGCUUGCCAAUAACUGGGCUGUGUGGUUAGAAACCAAGGGGCUACUGCAAACACAAUGAGCCAAGUCUCUUCUUCUCCCAGUGAAAACCACCUGAAGGGCAUUGUAAUGCUCAACACAGCAUGGUGCCUCCUUCCAAAGGACAGACUGGCUGCUAGCCGCUGUAUUUAUUGUGUAGUGAAGCACCUCAGGAUAGUAGUGAAAUAGGCAUUUAGUUUUAGUUGCAAGCUGCAACACAAAUACUUAUUUAUAGUGUGAGGAGGGAAGGUCGUAGUGAGCAAGUAGGACAUGCUUCUAUAGCUUUAUUUAGUUAAACCAAUAUGGAAAAAAUAUAUAUGUGCAAUGAAGGAAAGUAGGUGCUCAGGGACCGCAGAUGUGCAGUAUGGUGGUGAUGUCCACCACAGACUAAGGUCAAAUGUCAAUGAUGGUGUAAAAUUAAUUCCAAGAUUAUACACAUAGCGGUUUAUGUGAUUUGCAAUUCCCUCCUUGAACUUGCUGUUUGAUCGUGGCAAAGUAUGUUUUCCCGUCAGUUUGGUCUAUUGUAGGUUGAAAUAAUUUAUCAGCAGAAUUCAACAGCAAGUAAUAAAAUGUCUAUUGAAGAAUAUGGUUUAGAUGAAGGAGUUUUUCUGAAGUGCUAUUCAUCAAAGCAUGUCGCUGGAUGCAGUCUGUCUGUGUGUGAAUCUGUGUCUUUUGCUGAAAAAAAAAAGCAUUUAAAAAAACAAAGACCCCCAAAAACAAGGUGGUUAUUCUGCAACAGAGGCAGCUGUUAAUCAAAGAGGACGUUCCUGCUCAUUACCACACCACAUCACCAUCACUUCUGAGUUCACUUUAUAUUUAUGUCUUUAAAUAAGAUGUUUUGUCAUUCAGGGCAGCCGUCUGUCUAAAAUGAAAAUGGGCAUUGUUUUGCUUUAUCUCAUAAAAAGUAGUAAAGGUCUGAAGUGAUAAGUUUGGUUCUUCAAAUCUGAUUGAUUCUGUGAUUUGUGCAUUAAGCCUGUCCUAUAAGCUAAGUAUAAGGUUGCAACAACCUCUUACACUGUGUCAAGAACAAGAACAAAAGAUGAUUCUCUGUUCUUAAUGUGAUGUUUUUAUUCAGUUCUCUGUUCCUAUAUAUGUUAUCAUUAUUGUUAUUAUUCUAGUUUGCAGUAUUGGUGGAAUAUAGUCACUCUCAUAGUCCCUGUAUAUGGAUUUAUAUAAAGUUGAUACCAUCAUUUAAAAUUCCACUGCUGUGAAAUGUUUAGGUUCACAAAUGAUAAAAAUGCAAAGGAGAGAAUUUGAAUUACUGCCCUCACCCCUUCAUUUUGACCACGCAUUUCAAUGCAGCUCUUGACUUUCUUUUUUUUAUGUUCUUUAAGUUUGUGCCUGUAGCUGUACUGUUAAGUGCUGUAUAAAGUAACCAUUAAGCAAAUAAGAUGCUCUAUCAGCCUAAAUGUAAGAAUUUUAGUCUGUGACUUUGUAGAAAUUUGAUUUACUUGAUAUGUUCUGGGGAAACUUAAUGCUCAGCCUUUACAUUUGUGCCAAACUGUUUGCAUACCUUGUGCGUUACAUAAAUUACAGGUAUAUAUCUGCAUUAGUAUGUCCUUUCCAUUAACCUGUUCACAGAAUGCCUGAAGAUCUUCAUAUUUAUGAUUUCUGCUGC
Messenger RNA from Melanotaenia boesemani (Boeseman's rainbowfish), 4996 nucleotides. RefSeq names its product dystrobrevin, beta b (gene dtnbb). Gene Ontology annotation, molecular function: zinc ion binding. The coding region runs from base 255 to 2168 and encodes 637 amino acids. Lineage: Eukaryota; Metazoa; Chordata; Actinopteri; Atheriniformes; Melanotaeniidae. The transcript has 20 exons. Gene Ontology annotation, cellular component: plasma membrane; synapse. The record is from RefSeq and is a predicted model, not a curated record. Gene Ontology annotation, biological process: synaptic signaling.